Molecule: messenger RNA, 952 nt
Organism: Leptinotarsa decemlineata (Colorado potato beetle)
Lineage: Eukaryota; Metazoa; Arthropoda; Insecta; Coleoptera; Chrysomelidae
Biological process (GO): multicellular organismal reproductive process
Source: RefSeq, a predicted model, not a curated record
AUUUUUGAAAACAGCAUCAGUCCAAGAUAUCCACGAUGAUUUCUGCAGCUUUUUCGUUUCUUCUUCUUCUGGCACCAGCCUUUGGAGGAUAUGUAUUCCCUGACGACUUUCAACUCUGCAGGAGAGAUGACAAGAAUUUGGAUGGAUGUGUUCUUAGCGCUCUUCGAGAUGCUUUACCAAAGCUAGCAAAGGAAGGUAUUUCUUCGCCAAUCUCUCUCCGUACGGAACCCGUUUAUUCCAAGUACUGUGAGUACCAUAUCAGGAACGUUGAUCUUCUUUACGACGAAUACUUCUUCAACUUGUCACACAUAGGUCUCAUCAAUUCUACCGUAGUCAGUGCAAACGCUGAUCCGGUGAAUUUGGCACUGAAUUUCACAACCUUCAGCCCCUUUAUGAUGCAAAUAGCUCCCUACAUUGCUAACGGAAGUCUUCUAUAUAAUGGAACCCGUGAUCGCAAUCCAAUUUGGGGAUAUGGUAUUUCCACAAAAAAAUUAUAUAACGUGACCAUAGUCCAUCAGUUGAAAUCAAACCAAGUGGUGAAGAAUGGAGAAACUUAUCUGGAAAUAACGUCUUACGAUACUUCUAUACAAAUGGAUUUGAUCACUUUGGAUUAUGGCAAUCUCUACAACGGAACGAAUCCUGAACUGGCAAAAGACACAAAGGAUUAUUUGAAUGAAAUUGCAAUGUAUCUCGUAUCUGAUAUAGGCGGAAAAAUUGAAAUAUUUUUUGGAGAUAUGUUCAAGACAUACGCAAAUCUGAUUUUCGGCAGUGUUCCUCUUAACAAAAUCGUUCCUGAUUUCCAGUAAACGCAGUGAAUUGAUGAUGAAGAUAUGCCUUUGAAACAAACAUACAAUGUACUCCACUGUAACCGUCGCCCUGAUUUUUGUAGUAUUCAAAGGUCAUUCUUUCAAUGAAUAUUUUCAAUUAUGUAUUCAAUAAACAUCAAGCGAAU